AUGGCUAGUACUUUUCUUCUUCUUGUAUUGUUGCUCGUCUCAUUUGCUCCGAGGUUAAGUUUCUCCCUUAACCAAGAAGCAGCCUGUUUACACGAAAUUAAACUCUUUCAUUUUGACGAUCCUGAUAAUGUGUUAUCGGAUUGGAUACUGAAAGAGAACGAUACGCGUUGUCACUGGUUUGGAAUUACCUGUGAUCGGCUAACUCUUUCUGUCAAUUCCAUCAACCUCUCUAACGCGCAUAUUGCUGGUGCGUUUCCCUCAUCACUCCUCUGCCUCGGCCUUCCCAACUUGAAUUUCGUCAUUCUUGCUAACAACUCAAUCAACUCCACACUCUCUGAUGACAUCUCCACGUGUCGGUCUCUGCAGUACCUCGAUCUUUCUCAAAAUCUCCUCACCGGAAAACUCCCUGCCACCUUGCCCAACAUUCCUCAUAUUAUACAUAUUGAUUUUUCGGGUAACAGUUUUUUCGGGGAUGUUCCUGCCAGUUUCGGGAUGUUCAGGACCAUCGAAACCAUCUUCCUUAGUCAGAAUUUUCUAGACGGAGCUAUCCCUGAGUUUUUGGGUAAUAUUUCGAGUUUGAAGCAGUUGGAUUUGUCAAUGAACCAGCUUUUACCAAGUCGGAUUCCUCCUGGACUUGGUGCUCUCGAUGAAGAUAACUUGACUGAAACCGUUGCUGCUGGGAAGGUUUUUAAGGUUGUUUUGAGUAAUGCUGAUGCGGUGGCUGUGAAAAAGAUUUGGGAUGGUUCUAAACUAGCAGACGAGAAGGGAGAUGUUGAGAGAUGUGGUUCAGUUCAAAAUGAGGGUUCGAACCACAGAUUGAGACGCUCAGAAAGUUUGCUACCUAUUAACCACCCUUCAAUGAGAAGAGCCCUUGAUAUGUUGCUAGAAAUAGGUGGUUUCCGUAGCCAAAUGAAGAAUCUUAGAAGAAAUGAUGAAAUGUCACCAUAUUAUGACAAAGAUGCUUCUAUCAAGGAAGUAGAAGCAAAAGACACAUAG
Messenger RNA from Daucus carota subsp. sativus, 996 nucleotides. RefSeq names its product receptor-like protein kinase HSL1. Gene Ontology annotation, molecular function: protein binding. Lineage: Eukaryota; Viridiplantae; Streptophyta; Magnoliopsida; Apiales; Apiaceae. The record is from RefSeq and is a predicted model, not a curated record. The transcript is spliced from 3 exons. The coding region runs from base 1 to 996 and encodes 331 amino acids.